GUACAAGCUGUUAUGAAACACAACUUUUAACUAUCUCAGAUUAUCUGUCAAAUAUUUAUCUGACUAAAUUCAGUACGUGCAGGAUUAUUUUGUUUUAUUUUAUUCUUCCUUUACCCCAAGUUUUGAAUUACAUUUAUCUGACUUCACAAAAAUAAGCAUUCUUUUUAAAUUGGAAGCUGUAUUUAAACAAAUUACAUAAAAGUACAAAACUGUCAGUUUGUAAAAAUGGUUCUAAAACAAGAAACAUGGUAAAUAAUUCAAAAGAUCCUUAGAUGCUACUAUUUUCAUUAGGCCAAUCAAAUCAAAAGUCAGACCAUUAAAUCUUUCAUUUUAGUUAUUAUAGUAAAUUACUCUGAUGGGUUUUAUUUGCUGAUCAUUUGCUCCGACCAUGUGAUUACACACACAAGUGAUUACAAUAAAUAAAAAUGUGUACUUUGUAUUUUCCUGCUUCUAACAAAAACAAUUACACCCAUUUCUCCUACUUAUUUAUCCUCUCACAGAUAUUUAUGUUUGGAGAACAGUCACCAUCAAACCAGGCUUUGGCGGCUGCAGUUUAAUUUGUCUCCACACAAGAUUUACAUUAAAUAAGAGGCAGCUAUUAAAACCAUUUGUAACAAGAUGAUAAAUGGUGCACCAGCGGUUUUGUUAUGAGCAGAUGAUCAAACGUGUCACAUGCCUCAGUGGUUUGUGAAUAUUCACCAAUGUCAGCUUGUGUGUAUUUUUUUCUUCUCUUUUUAACACAGCAGAUGCAAUAAGCUGGGAUAAUUGGUGUACAUCUAAUUUACUAUAUAAAUGACAAAACAUCUGACUGCUUAUUUACUUGAUGAAUUGUUGAUGUGGAAUACCUUUUUUUCAGUCUUCAAAUCAGAAAUGAAGGAUGGUGCAGAUGCGGGACCAGUGUUCACAGAUUUUAAUCAAUAAUAACCUUUUUUGUGUCAUAUUUCUCAUAGUGUUCUUUUACCAAUUAGUUCAGGUAAAGUAACUUUAGAGAGUACAGUUAGAUUGCAUUUACAAUUUUCUUCAUUUCAUGCAUUUGACCAUCAGACCUGUUCUAGUUGAGCUGUAACAUCCAACAGUGUGACGUGUGAAUGACCCAGCAGUUUAUGUUCUGCCACCUCAGCCCCCCCACCACCACCAGAAGGGUCCGGAGUCACUCCCAUGUAAAGGGACCUUUGUGGUUGUGGCAUGCAGCAGGGUGGUGCAAGACAGCGUUGGAUUUUCCUUCCAAUGAAAACACGUCUCAGUACAUGGGCUGUUCACCUUUUCAUUACACGCCAUUCCACAUCAACAGUGCUCCACUGGAGCUGCAAACUUCCUGUUCCCACUCAGAGAAUUUCACAGGCAGCACUCAACCGUUCCUUCUGUUUAGACUGCAGUCACUCGGACGCGCUCUUUUGCUCACAACUGGCCGGGACAGAGGUCGCAACAGGAUGUAGAAACUUUCACACAUUCAGGUUCACUCGAAGUAAGAAAAUAAUGGUCAUUUAUCAGGACUAUAUGCAGUUUUCGUGUCUAACACCAAAAAAUGAUAAGCAUGAGGUGUUUGUUAAAGGCGUAGUUCACAAAAAAGUUGUUUUCAAUAUUAUUUCUGAUUACCAUUGGUCACUUUGAGUUUUUCAUGGAGGCUGAACAUGAUUCUGAUAGAAGACCGACAAUGAAACGCUAGGAUUAGAAAAACCCUGACAGAUCUACGUCACACUGUCACUUAACAUUCGUGGACUCACUCAUAUUGACUUAGGAGGAGGAAGGCUGUUGUUGGUUUAGCGUCCAGGAAACAGAUUGUCUCGGCUAGUAGAAGCUAAUCGUUAGCAUUAGCAACCCCACCACACAGCAGAACUCCUUCAGGCUUUACUUAUUUGUGGAGAUAAAACAUCAGUGUUGAAAAGCAAACAAAGUGAGUGGGAAAGUUGCAUUGCUAUUAGCCAAGUAGAGCAGAGAUAUGUCAGAACAUCAGGAAAUAAGACUCUAAGAUCGUCUGAUGCUACUUUCGCCUCCAGCUGACUUUUACUUCCUGAAACAGGUGCAUCUGAGCUUCUUCUCCCCUGAGUAUGACUUACAAGGCACGUGUAUAUGUUCAACAAGUAAACCACACCUUUAAAUGAGGCAUCAACGUCCUGCUGCUGCUUUAGCAAAUUUUUCUGUGAAGGGUGUUUCAAUUACUCUUAUGAGUAUUGUUGACUCAAGAAAGGUGGCAGGAUUACGUUAAACUCCAGAGAUUAGUCAGGGAUCUGCAUCAAGCUGCUGCUAUCUUCAAAGUAAACAACCGGUAAUAUUAAUCUUUCAGAAAAGCGCAACAUGUUCUAAACACGUGCCACAGCCCUAUUUCUGUUUGAAUAGCAGCUGAUCGCCACCUGCAGCAUCCUGAGUUGCCCCCAGGUUUGGAGCACCAUAAUUUAUCCUUCUGCAAGCAGGCCACCCCUUCAAUUUCUGCACACUUACACCUCUCAGCAUUUAGACAUGUGUCAGUUUCACUUUACGCUUUAGAGCCACACAAACAGAAGAAGUCAACAAGGGCUUCUGUUGACAAAAAAACGUAGCAGAUGGUUGUUUGGACAUCGGGCUGCUCGGCUGCCUACAUCUGCGGGGGGUUUAGUGAGUAUCAGUCAAAGCCAGACAACUUGUGAGUUUUUUGGCUAGCAGCUUUGUAGUUGUGGGAUAAGAGUUUAAUUGGGAAGAUUGUGCUUGAUUGCAGCCUGUCGCUCACAUUUCACUGUGCUGCCCCGGUUGUUUUUCUGCUCAGUUUUGAAAACAUUCUAGACAGACUAACUCCUAAAUACAGUGUCUCUGUGCAGCGGCCCUCAGUCUAGCUUGGUGGGUGGGCAAGUUCCUAAAAUGCACCGCUGCGUUUAAAGAUAACAAGGACUUCCUUACAGAGUAGAUUCUGUUUUAACUGUUGUUUUCUCUGUUUAUCUUCAUAUGUAGAAUAGUUUUGUUUCUAAGAUAAGGUUCUCAUCUCAUUUUUGCAGAAUUGAGAGCGGCUCUUGUCGCAUGUCUAAACAUUUAGGGAAGCUUUGCAUUUGACUCAGCAUCACAGUGCAGUUUUCUGUAUCCAGCAACAGAAUCAACUUCUCCUAAAGACCAAGCAAAUAUUACAAAGAGCUUGAAAGAAACUGAGAUCAGACACAGCUGUCCUCCAAUGGGUAAAAUGUGCAACUGACAGAUGGAUGUGUUUUUUUUCCUCUUACAGGAUGAAACAUCACCUACGACAGGGAAUACAAACAACCAGAAGGCUCCUUAAGAAGGCAACUGGAGACUUGCGAGAUUGGCAGAACCUAUUAGGAGGCAGCGUGCGAAAUAAUAUUCAUCCAAGAAUGAGGAUCAAAUACACAAUACCCAUCGUCUUCUUCAUGGCACUGGUGAUCAUCGAAAAGGAAAACAAGAUCAUAUCAAGGGUGUCGGAUAAAAUCACAUUGAAGCAGAACGUUCCAGACCCUCUCCAGCCUGGUGGUCUCUCCCACAUGCUGCUGAAGCACAAUGCUUCCUUCCUCUUACACAGCAAGGACUUUGUGCUGAUGAAGCGGCGCCUGGAGAACUACAGCAAAAACCAAGAGGCGAUGCAAAAAGGACGGAAGCACGUUCUUCUCUUGGCCACCACCAGGACUGGCUCCUCGUUUGUGGGCGAGUUUUUCAACCAACAGGGUGAGAACAUGUUCUACCUGUUUGAGCCACUGUGGCACGUGGAGAAGAUGUUGACCCUGGAGACUGGAGGUACCAAUGCUACAGCGUCGGCCAAGGCAUAUCGGGAUGUGCUCCAGCAACUCUUCCUAUGUGACUUCUCCCAGCUGGAGAGCUUCAUCGAUCCCCUCCCUGUGAACCACAUCACCACGUCUCUCUUUCGCAGGGAGUCCAGCAGUUCUCUGUGUGAAGAGUCUGUCUGCAGCCCGGUCGUUAAAGGGGUCUUUGAGCGCUAUCGCUGCAAGACAAGACGCUGUGGACCCCUGAACCUGACUAUGGCUUCUGAGUCUUGCCUCAAGAAGGAGCAUAGGGUCAUCAAGUCUGUAAGGGUACGCCAGCUUGAAAAUCUCCGUCCACUAACCAAGGAUCCACGUCUCGAUAUCAAAUUCAUCCAGCUAGUUCGGGAUCCUCGGGCCGUGCUGGCCUCACGCAUGGUGGCCUUUGCUGAGAAGUACAAGAACUGGAAGGAAUGGGCUAUGGGUGGCAAUGUGCCACUCGAUGAUGAGGAGGUGAGGAAGCUGAAAGGUAACUGCGACAACAUCAGACUAUCUGCAGAGGUUGGCCUAAGGCAGCCCCUGUGGCUGCGCGGUCGUUACAUGUUGGUGCGGUACGAGGACAUCGCUCGGUUCCCCAUGAGGAAAGCAUCAGAGAUGUACCGGUUCUCUGGUAUUCCUUUCACCCCACAGGUGAAAUCUUGGAUUCUGAAGAACACCCAGGCCUCUAACGAGACCAGCGGAGUUUACUCCACACAGAAAAACUCCUCAGAACAAGUGGAGAAGUGGAGGUUCAGUUUGCCGUUCAAGAUUGCACAGGUGGUGCAGAGAGUCUGUGGACCAACACUGAAACUCUUCGGCUACACUUUUGUUCAAAGUGAAAAGAUGCUCACAGACAAAUCCAUAAGCCUGAUUCAGGAUAAAGUUUUUAAGUCUUGAAAAACUGCUGAAGAAGUUAACAUGAUGAAAAUCUUUUUUUAUGCAAUCAAUUCUAUUUAUUGGGUGCUUUAAUUCUGAUACAGAGCUAUAUAUUUUCUAGUUUGCUUUUUUUGAACAAUUCUGGUAGUAUUUAACAUUGCUUUUUAAGAAAUGUAGAUACAAAUAUAAUUAUUGUAUUAAAUGAGUAUUUGAAAUCAAACCAGAAACAUAGAAAAAACACAUUGAAAACAAGACCAUGUGCAUGUUUACGUUUUGCACUGCUCACGUUUGUCGCUGCUGCAUCGUUUUAAUUUCUGUAGGUUUAAAGGAGAUGCAGCCGUGGCUUUUGAGAGCAAUUAUUAUUUGUUUAAAACCUCUGCAGGAACCUCCUGUAGAUUUUAUUGUCAACUUGUUACUGCAAUAGCAUCAAGUCCUAAACCUUCUCAAAAUAUGAAUGACUUUGUUUAACAAUGCUUUUAGCCAGAAGAGGAAAUACCAACUUUUACCCAAGUUGUUUUAUUUCAAGAUUAGGAAGCCAUGCCUCAUGAAAAAGCAAUAACGUAGUAUUUUUUUCUUCCAGAAGAGCUGAAUGUUCUGUUCGUUUCCUAUUUGCUGAAAUUGUUCUACUUGUUUGAGAUGAGUGUAAUUUUGCUGAAAGUGGUUCCUGAUGAUGCUUGGGACUGUUAGGACACAUCACCUUAAACAGAUGUUUGUACUGUAAGCUAACAUUCCAACUGCAGCUGGUUUGCAGGAUUGUGUGAGGUUUGUCGGCAGGUCUCUGUCUGUUGACACAGGUCUCUUGGCUGGUGCUGAAAAGAGGUCUGGAUUCUCUGGCUCAACAGGGUAUUUGCUAUAGUCCAGUUCUUCUUUUUUGAAUUUUGUGUUUCGCAAUAAAUCUACUUUCACAAUUUACGAGAAAGCUCAACUUUGUGGUGACUUUGCACCUGAAAUACAGUAACAUGAUGUAGAAAUCAGUUUGUAUUACCACAAACAGCUCUUGUCCUGUCUCUUUUUAUUUUUGACAUCUCAACAAUAAUGUGGCAGAUCCUUGUGCAGUGCAAAUUCAAAACAUCUCAAAAAACAAAUGCUGCUUGGUCUUAUUUGGCAUUUGAGUCACCAUUUGUAACAAUUUUCUCAGAAUCGUUUCAGUUGUCAGAAACUUAUUCAAAGGGCAAAAAAAAAUAUUAAGUAAACAGGAGGAGGAGUUAGUCUCUAAAAUGCAAAAAAAUGUUGAUCAACUGCAAA
Molecule: messenger RNA, 5831 nt
Organism: Nothobranchius furzeri (turquoise killifish)
Lineage: Eukaryota; Metazoa; Chordata; Actinopteri; Cyprinodontiformes; Nothobranchiidae
Source: RefSeq, a predicted model, not a curated record